AUGCCACCUAGGAAGAAACAGCCACUGAAGUUAUAUAUUUCAGCCGCGGAUGAGUCAAUCGGAAGUUUGUUAGCCCAGGAUAAUGAAGUAGGGAAAGAACAGGCGGUGUAUUACCUUAGUCAUAUUUUGACACCGGUUGAGCGUCGAUAUACGCCAAUCGAAAAAAUGUGUCUUGCUUUGUAUUUUGCUGCUCACAAAUUGAGAAUAUAUAUGCUACCUGUUUUAGUUUAUGUGAUUUGUGCCACUAACUUAAUUAAGUAUAUGCUUUCUUGUCCAAUAAUUUCUGGACGAAUAGGCAAGUGGCCCUUGGCCCUUAUGGAAUUCAGUUUCCAAUAUGUGCCUCAAAGGGCCGUGAAGGGCCAAGCAGUUGCUGAUUUCCUAGCUGACCAUCCAUGCUUGGAUGUUGAUCCGGGAGUCUAUGAUGCAAUGGAGUUAUGUGCUAUUCAACUAACUCCUUGGACUCUAAUUUUUGACGGAUCCAGCGCAAAUGAUGUCGAGGGAGCUGGAGUUGUAAUAAUUGCACCAAAUGGCAGGAAAACAACAUAUUCUUUCUUUCUAGAUUUCAAAUGUUCUAACAAUCAAGCAGAAUAUGAAGCUCUGAUUAUUGGUCUUGAAAUACUCUUAGAGAUAGGGGCACAGACCGUUGAAAUCAUAGGUGAUUCAAGUUUGGUGAUCGGUCAGUUGUCCAGCAAUUUCAGGUGCCAAAGUUGGCACCUCAAACCAUUCCACUCUAUAGCCAUGCAAUUACUACAAGAAUUUGCAGAGGUAAAGGUCAAGCAUGUUUAUAGAUUGCAUAAUAAAGAGGCCAAUGAUUUGGCUCAAAUAGCAUCUGGCAUUAGGGUGCCAGAAGGAAUAAUGGAGAAUUUGAUUAGAAUAAAGAGAAGAUCAUUACCCUCCGUUAAGGCGAGGGAAGAAUUGUUGGCAGAGGUCUUUGCAAUCGAGGUGGAAGACGAUAUGGAAGAGAAUGAUUGGAGAACACCGAUCGUCGAUUUUCUCAAAAAUGCAGACCCUAAGGCUGACAAGAAGCUAAAGAUCAAAGCUCUUAAGUUUGUGAUGAUUGAUGGAAACCUAUACAAGAAAAGCAUCAAAGAUGACCUACUCUUAAGGUGUGUCAGUAAGAAAGAAGCCAUGAAAGUAAUGGGAGAGGCCCAUGAAGGGAUAUGUGGUGCUCACCAAGCUGGAAUAAAAAUGAAGUGGUUGAUUAGAAGGUACGCUUAUUACUGGCCCGGGAUGCUUAAAGAUUGUAUCACAUACGCCAAAGGAUGUCAAGCGUGUCAAAGGCAUGGGCCAAUCCAUAGAGCCCCGGCGAUUGAAUUGCAACCAAUCAUAAAACCAUGGCCUUUUAGAGGAUGGGCUAUGGAUUUGAUAGGGAAAGUUUAUCCACCUUCUUCUAAAAAACAUUGUUUUAUCAUUAUGGCAACUGACUACUUUACCAAGUGGGUCGAAGCGGUGCCCAUGAAGUCAGUGCACCAAGAAUAUGUGAUUCGGUUUAUCAAACAACAUGUUAUUCAUAGAUUUGGGAUCCCAGAAUCAAUCACAACUGAUCGAGGUUCAGCCCUUGUCGCCAAAGAAGUGCAGGCAUUUGCAGCAGAUUACGGGAUCAAGCUCCUAAACUCAACCCCUCACUUUGCACAAGGAAAUGGUCAAGCCAAGUCGUCUAAUAAGACGCUAAAAGGCAUCAUUGAAAAAAUGGUGGAAGAUAACCCUAGGGUGUGGCAUGAACUGUUAUCAGAAGCACUUUGGGCAUAUAGGACUUCUCAACGGUCAAGCACAGGUGUGACUCCAUUCAUGCUCACCUAUGUCAUGAUGCAGUUUUGCCUAUGGAAGUGA
Molecule: messenger RNA, 1830 nt
Organism: Cornus florida
Lineage: Eukaryota; Viridiplantae; Streptophyta; Magnoliopsida; Cornales; Cornaceae
Exons: 1
Coding region: 1-1830 (609 amino acids)
Biological process (GO): DNA integration
Molecular function (GO): RNA-DNA hybrid ribonuclease activity; nucleic acid binding
Source: RefSeq, a predicted model, not a curated record